AUUCGACUAGGAUGUUUUGCUUUUAGGUUCUACAAUUGGAGUCUCUUCUUCGGAAGCUCCGUUAUGACUCAGAAGUUUCUUUGCUUGUUUGUGGUUACUCGUUGUGUUUUGUGUUAGAUGCUGUGGAAAUGGUGGUUUAGAAAGGUAUUGAGUUUGGAUUCUAUGUGCAUGGGACUUCUGUUAUUUUCAGAACGGCUAAUUUUCUUUUGGUAAAGGUGUUUGUGAAGGAAGUUUGUAGUUGUAUGUUGCUGCCAAACGAACUAACGUACUCUUCUGAAGAUCGUGAUCGUGGCUUGGAGUCUGUCAUAGUUUGCUUUAUUGUGCUUCCAGUGUGCUUUCUUAGGUUGGUGAUCAUGCUGGAGACUGGUUGCGCGUGUGUAUUGACAAGUGUAGGUUGUAGAGUAUGUCGAUAAUGAGAAUGAAGUAGCGGAGCUAGUGAUACUAUGGAUAACCAAACGUUCAUCUGGAAAUAUGGAUUGUGGUGCUGGUUCAAGUUUGUAUCCAUUGAGUCGGUGCAAAACCAUUCACCUGGUCAGGCAUGCUCAGGGGAUCCACAAUGUAGAGGGAGAUAAGAACUACAGAGCAUACUUGAAUCCUGAUUUUUUUGAUGCGCAUCUCACUCCAUUAGGCUGGGAGCAGGUUGGCAAUUUGCGUAAGCAUGUUCAUGCUUCUGGGCUCAUAAAGAGAAUUGAUCUAGUAAUUGCAUCUCCUUUACUGAGGACACUACAAACUGCCGUUGGAGUAUUUGGUGGUGAGGACUACGUGGAUAAGAUGGAUGUACUGCCACUUAUGGUGGCAAAUGCAGGAAACAGUAACCGUCCAGCAAUUUCGAGUCUGAAUAGCCCACCAAUAGUUGCUGUUGAACUUUGUCGUGAACAUUUGGGAGUGCAUCCCUGUGACAAAAGAAGAAGCAUCAGCGAAUAUGAGUUCGUUUUUCCUGCAGUUGACUUCUCACUGAUAGAUAGUAAUGAGGAUACUUUGUGGAAGGCCGAUGUUAGGGAGACAAAGGAAGAACUUGCAAAAAGGGGUUUGGAAUUCAUGAACUGGUUGUUGACUCGUAAAGAGAAGGAGAUAGCUAUAGUGACGCAUAGUGGAUUCUUGUUUCAUACUCUAAAUACAUAUUUUGGAAAUGAUUGCCAUCCCGUUGUGAAGAAGGAAAUAUGCAAGCAUUUCGCCAAUUGUGAGCUUCGGUCCAUGGUCAUUGUUGAUAGAAGCAUGACGGGUUCGCAUGCUUCAACCAACACUAACUAUCCAGGCAACGUACCUUGUGGGCAGGAUCUCCCCAGUGAUGUUGCUGAUGAGAACAAAGAGGAAUAGAGGUCUAGUUUUUCGACUUCUAUUAGAAUUUUAGGAUCUGUUUGGAUAACUCUUAAAAAUACAUCCAAACCACAUUUGAGAUGUGUUUUUAUCAAAUUCAACAAAUGGUUAGAUCCUCCAAAUGAACUUUUGCAUAAAUUGAAAAUCAAACACACACUUACUUUGUAGGCCAUUGAGACGUUGAGUUUCUGAAAAUAGCUCAGGUGCUCCAUUAUUACGCAAAGAUAUUUUCGUCCUGAAUCGAGAUAUCGGGGUCUUUUUCCCCCUCCCUAAAAUUAUACUUCUAAAGAAUGGUUACUUUUGUGCUGAAACUAUUACAGGUCUGUUCGGUAGCUCAAAAAACAAUCCUUGCAUAUGUAUACCUAUUUACUCAGUUUUAUUUGA
This is a messenger RNA of Prosopis cineraria, 1701 nucleotides long. RefSeq names its product phosphoglycerate mutase-like protein 1. NCBI's taxonomy places the organism in Eukaryota, Viridiplantae, Streptophyta, Magnoliopsida, Fabales, Fabaceae. Bases 472 to 1317 code for a protein of 281 amino acids. The record is from RefSeq and is a predicted model, not a curated record. Gene Ontology annotation, cellular component: cytoplasm. The transcript has 10 exons. Gene Ontology annotation, molecular function: phosphatase activity.